CCAUUGCCAUCGUGUAUGGGAGUGACGUUUAACGUGAACGUUAAAUGUGGUGUAACAGUUUGAUUGCAACCUCUAAAUUUUCAAGAAUAAUGUAAAUGAAUAAUAUAAAGUAAGAAAAAAUCAUCAAGAUGGCAAAAAACAUCUGUCCAAGAAGAGGCCUGUUCGUCAUCGAGGGCGAGGUCAGCCUCUUGAUGACAGCAAUGCGUCGUGGUGUCCGAUGGUCUUCUCAUUCACACCAGGAUGAGGACCAGGACAUCCUAAUGAAAGGCCUUUCAACAUUGAAAGAAACACUGAGUGAUGCACAGAGUCUUUCACAACUGGAACCUGGUGUAUUUCUCGCUCCAUUUUUAGAAAUAAUUCGUUCAGAAGAAACCACAGGUCCUGUCACAAGUUUGGCUUUAGUUGCUGUGAAUAAAAUGAUUUCUUAUGGUUUAAUAGAUGCAGAACAUCCUACAAUCGGAUCAUGUGUCGAAGCUAUAGCAGAUGCAGUAACUCAUGCAAGAUUUGUCGGGACAGACGCUUCUGGUGAUGGUGUAGUUUUAAUGAGAAUUAUCCAAGUUCUACGAGCAUUAGUGUUAUCUCAUGUUGGAGACCAUCUUUCUGAUGAAAGUAUAUGUGAAAUUAUGCUCAGUUGUUUUCGAAUCUGCUUUGAAACUAGACUCAGCGAACUGUUGAGAAGGAAUGCUGAACAUUGUCUUCGAGAUAUGGUCCAUCAUCUCUUUGUAAAGCUCCCGCAAUUUGCUGAUGACACCCGAGUGCUACCAAAUAUGAAGAAAAUGCGUGCAAAUGGUAUUGAAAAUAAUUCCCGACCUAAAAGUAAAAAGUUAAAAAAUUAUUCAAAGCAAAAAAUCAAACCGAAUAAUGAUGACCUGGAUGAAAAUGAGACCAAAGAACUUCUUAGUCCAAUAGAACGUGUUCGAGGUAAUCAUUUAUCAACAACUCCUAUCACUCCAGCUGGGAAUAUUGUAGAUAUGCAAGGAUCUUUAGAUCAAGGAACACCAGAUAAAAUUGAAGAAUCUGAAAAAUCCGAAGAGAAAAGUAAAAAUGAUCAAGGAGGUGAAUCAGGAAAAGAAGAGAAGUUAUCAGAAAAAAUUACAGAACAGGAAAAUGAAUCUACAGUUGAAGGAAAUUCAAUACAUAGCUCUCUCAAAGAAGGAGAAGAGUCUAAAAGUGAACAACAAAAAGAUGAUUCACAAAAUUUUCCGGAAAGCAAUAUUAAUAAUGUAAAUAUAGAAAAAAAAUCAGAAGAUUCUAAUACAGCUAAAGAAAAUAAUUUACAAGAUGAAGGAAAGUCUGAAAGUGUUGAAAAAGUUAUGGAUGAGAAAUCUGGUGAAGCUGUAGAAAUUAAAGUAUCCAUCACUCAAGAAAAGAAAAAUGACGGUGAAAAGAAUCUUGAUCAGAUACAAUCUCCUACAGGAAGUGUUGAAGAUUUAUCUGUUGACGAAACCUCAGGCGUCAAUCAAAAAACGCCAAAAAUUACAAUAGACCCUGAGCAAGUAGAAGAAUAUGUAAAUCAGCAAGGAGUUCGAUUUACUCCACUUACCCAGCUAUCUCCUUAUGGUGCUCUUUGUAUUAGAGAAGUAUUCCGUUUUCUUGUGUCUCUUUGUAAUCCAUAUGAUAAACAGAGUACUGAAGUAAUCAUCCAUCUAGGAUUGAGCCUUCUACAAGUAGUUUUGGAAAUCGCUGCUGAUGUUUUAGCUAACUUUCCAUCACUUUUAUCUCUUGUUAAAGAUGAGUUGUCAAGAAAUUUAAUUAUUUUAUUAAGUACUGAAAGACUUUCUAUUCUUGCUGCAGAUCUUCAAGUUGCUUUUUUACUUUUUGAAUCACAACGAGAACAUCUCAAAUUUCAAUUAGAACAUUACAUUCUUAAAUUAAUAGAAAUAAUUGAUUCAGAAUCCAAUAAAAUUUCUUAUGAACAACGAGAAUUAGCUUUAGAAGCAAUCACAAGACUUUGGAAAAUUCCUGGAUUACCUGCAGAGUUGUACAUCAAUUAUGAUUGUGGUCUUUAUUCAUCGAAUUUAUAUGAAGAACUGAUGAAGUUGCUGUCAAAAAAUGCUUCUGCUCUAAUGGGAAGCAUGUACAGCAUUCAAUUUAUCUCUUUAGAUGCCAUAAUUAUAUUAGUUGCAGAAAUUGAAGCCAGAUGUAAAGGUUACGCUAAUUACUGUAAGCCUUCAAGACAUUCUGCAUCACCAGUUUUGCCUACAGUUCAAGAAUUAAAACUUGCCAAAACCAAUAAACGAUGGCUGGCAAUGGGUGCUGAAAAAUUUAAUGAACAUCCAAGACAAGGUAUUGCAAAAUUAGCGGAACAUGGUCUUAUUGGAAAACCCGGCGAACAAGAUCCAGAAAAAAUAGCUAAAUUGCUGCGAGAGAAUCCUAUGCUAGAUAAAUUAGCGAUUGCUGAAUACAUAAGUCGAAAAGAAAAUACAAAUAUUCUAAAUUGUUUUGUUAAGAGUUUAGAAUUACAUAAUAUGAGAGUGGAUCAAGCUUUAAGGUUCUAUUUAGAGUCGUUCAGACUUCCUGGUGAAGCUCCAUUAAUUUCUCACUUGUUGGAAAAAUUUGCAGAACAUUGGCAUGAUAGUAAUGGAAGGCCUUUUGCUUCAGCCGAUGCAGCAUUUACAUUAGCUUAUGCUGUGAUUUUGUUGAAUGUUGAUCAACAUAAUAGAGAAGCAAAACGUCAAAAUAAUCCGAUGACUGCAGAACAAUUUAAGAAAAAUCUAAAAGCUUGCAACGGAGGAGCAGAUUUUGAUCAGGAUAUGUUGGAUGAAAUUUAUAAUUCAAUAAAGAAUGAAGAGAUUGUCAUGCCUGCAGAGCAAACGGGUUUAGUAAAAGAAAAUUAUUUGUGGAAAGUUCUAUUAAGAAGAGGAGCAAGUCAAGAAAGUAUUUAUGUUAAAGUAGGGGAUGCCGGUAAAUUUAUUGACAAAGAACUUGCAGAAAAAGCUUGGGCACCAAUCAUUAGUGCUCUAUGUAGAGCUUAUGAUAAAGCUCCUAACCGAGCUCUUCAACGACGCAUUGCUAAUACUUUUCUUAACUGUGCAGCAAUAAGUGUUCAUUAUGGGAUGUACAGUGAUUUAGAUACCUUGAUCGUCUCUUUGUGUAAAUUUACGGGUUUAGCAACUGGUGGAGAACCAGAUCAAGUAGUACUUCAUUUUGGCGGAAGUGGUAGAUGUCAAUUAGCAACACGAACGCUUUUUAAGAUUAUUCAUCUUCAUGGGGAUGGGAUUAGAGGAUCGUGGAAGAAUAUCAUUGAUUGUAUGCAAACUUUAUUUAAGGCUAGAUUACUUCCAAAAGAUGUCACUGAUGGAGAAGAUUUUUUGGAUCCAUCUGGAAAAGUCUCAUUAAUAAAAGAACCAACAACUCCCAAACAGCCUGUUCAAAAUCAAGGUAUAUUAUUGAGUCUAUAUUCUUACAUUGCCUUGGAACCGAGAAUUCCUCAUCCUGCUGAAGCCACGGCUAAAAAACGUGCAAUAGAUUGCAUUGUAAGCUGUUGUCUUAAACAGAUUACGGAAGAGAGCAAGUUCUUUCAAGAAGAUUCAUUAAGAUGUUUGGUAAAUGCUUUAGUCUCUGUAAAACCUGUCGAUGAAGAAAUUUCAGUCUUUCUUUUAGAAUUGCUCUUAGAGAUAACCAUUCAUAAUAGAGAUCGAGUUAUGUGUAUUUGGCAAUUGGUUUUAGCUCACAUGGAUGUGUUGUUAACUAUAGCAGCAAGAGAAAACCAUCCUUAUCUUUUAGAGCGUGUUGCUGUCGGUAUGUUGAGACUUGCAAUUCGUUUACUUCGAGGUGAAGAAUUUGCCGGAGCUGUAUUACUUCCAUUGACACCAUUAACUCAUUUGCCUUCAGCAACGACAGCACCUCUAGCACGUCAAAUUGGUUUUGGUCUCGUUGAACUUUUAAAGACUGGAGCAGCAAAUAUUCACAGCUCUGAAGAUUGGAAAGUAGUUUUUAAUCUAUUGGAAUGUGCUGGAGCAGGUGCAUUAAUUCCAAAACAGCAAAACAAUGUAGUUCUUGAGGAAUCAUCUCCAAGAUCAUCAGUUUUAGACCAAAGACCAAUUUCACCAGUUCCUGAAUGGGUUUUAGUAUCUCCAACUGGUACUGAAGCACCACUUCCAGUUGCUGCCGAUACAAUUGUAUUAGAUAAAGAUCUAUUACCCCAUGAUCCGGUGGCUUUAGUUAAAUGUUGUGAAAGUUUAACAUUUUUAGUGAGAGAUGUUGCUCAUAUCACACCAUUUAAUUUUGAACUUUGUAUCCAGUGUAUUAAAACUUUUGCUGAAGCAGUUCUUCAAACGCCUACAAAGAGAAUAAAGCUGAGUCCAAAUGCUCUAGAAACUCCUGGAUAUCAACAGUGUCCUAUUCAGUUAUUAAAACUCAUGCAUACUUUGCAUUCAAGAACUGCACAGAUUUUUCGAUGGUGGGCUGAAGAAGGUGGUACCACAGAAUCUGUCAGUUUAUGGCCACAUGCAUGGAGACCACUUCUUCAAGGUAUUGCACGCCUGUGUUGUGAUUCUCGCAGAGCAGUUCGUACUACAGCAAUUACUUAUUUACAAAGUACGCUUCUUGCUCAUGAUUUAAGUCAAUUAUCAGCUGUAGAGUGGUCUCAAUGUUUGGAACAGGUGCUUUUUCCUCUUCUAGCACAACUUUUGGGCCCAAUUGCAGUUCACGAUUCAGUUGGCGUUGAAGAAACGCGAGUGAGAGCAGCCAUGUUACUUUCUAAAGUGUUUCUCCAUCAUCUGACACCAUUAUUAACUCUACCAGGAUUUUUACCUCUCUGGUUAACUGUCCUUGAUCUUCUACGAGCUUACAUGCAUGCAGAUAAUAGUGAAUUAUUAUUCGAAGCAAUUCCUGAAUCUUUAAAAAAUAUGCUAUUGGUAAUGUCAUCAACCGGAGUUUUAACGCCUACCUCAAAUCUCUGGGAACCAACUUGGAGGACGAUAAACAAUUUCUUACCAAAUUUGAAGAAUGAAUUGUUUCCAGAACCAGCUCCUGAGACUCUCAAAACACCUCCAAUUGCUCCAGUUAUUUCCUUAGCUGAACAAGAGCAACCUUCAUUUGAUGGGUCUAUUAAAAUUCAGCCGGAUAUGGUUAAGAAAGUACAUGAAGAUAUUGCUCAAUUGCCUUUAGAUACUUCUGCCAACAUUCCUAUACUUCUUCCGGCAAUGAAUGUUGUUGAACAAGAACAAAAAAUUGAAUACCUCAGAAAUCAAUCGCCUCCUACAAUUUUAUCAAUGAAUGAAGAUCAAUGUACAUUCUCUAAGCCUGUUGUCAUUCAACCUGAAAACCGUGUUAUUUCCACACACAUUAGUGAUAUCAAAGAACAACAGCAAAUGAUAAAUUUAUUAAGUCAACCUCCUCCAAGUGUUUCUAAUCCGGUUGCUGUUCAGCCCUCAGCUCAAUCUUUCGAUUUUUAUCGACCAGAAAACAUAGUUAAUAAUGUAGAAGAUGAAAAAAUAGUUAAACGGCCUGAAACUGGAUCUAGUGAUGUAAACAAUGGAAAUGAGGCACAGAAAAGUUUUUUGGAAGCUCAAUUUAGCCCGAGUAAACAUCAAGUACAGGCGACAGAUAAAUCCUCAUCGAUUGUUACUACAACUAUUUUUAAUUCUGCCGCGUAUUUUACUGAAGAUCCUGCGACAGACCGAUUAUUCAUCGUCACUAAUCCUUGACGACUGUACAUUUCAUAUAAAAGUGUAUAUUAGAUAUUAAAUAUAUUGUAUAAUAUAAAUAACAAUUGAUCAUUCGAUCAUUUAAUAUACUAAUUGUGUUACCACACUGGGAAAAUUCUGAGUGAGAAAAGUAAUUAUAAAUUUAUUAUGUAGAAUAAAUAAUAUCAUUAUCAUUUUUAUUGUUAUUAUUGUAGAAUUUUUGGCUUGUAUAUUUUGCGUAUGAUAUACAUUAUCAGUGUAUAACA
Messenger RNA from Chelonus insularis, 5896 nucleotides. It is a transcript of the gene garz, whose product is annotated as Sec7 domain-containing protein garz. The transcript has 4 exons. Gene Ontology annotation, biological process: regulation of ARF protein signal transduction. Gene Ontology annotation, molecular function: guanyl-nucleotide exchange factor activity. NCBI's taxonomy places the organism in Eukaryota, Metazoa, Arthropoda, Insecta, Hymenoptera, Braconidae. The record is from RefSeq and is a predicted model, not a curated record. The coding region runs from base 129 to 5651 and encodes 1840 amino acids.